UAGUCUUGACCCACUUUUAUGAAGACCAGGAUAUCAUGUAUAAUUCAAAAAAACAAAUAGAAUCGAUAUUUCAAAAAAAAAAUGUUAAGAAAAUCGAUUGAAAAUAUGGAAUAUAAAAGAUUUGCAUAUAUCUUAAAAGUGUUUGGUAACUAUAAUUUCCAUAUUUUAUGAUAUUUGGUCAUGGUGGGUUUUUAAUUUUUUUGUUAAGAAAAAAUGAUUGUACUCAAAUAUGGAAAUAGAAAAGAUUUGCAUAUAUCUUCAAAAUAUUUGGUAACUGUACUUCCCAUAUUUUAAGAUAUUUGGAAUAUAUAGAUUACUUAUCCUAAUAUAAAUAUAUUAUCUAACAAAGUGUGGAUAUUCAUUUUGUUCUGUGUCAUUUUUCGUAGAAUAUAAAAUCUAUUAUCCGUAGAACAAAAUUUUAAAUUUUUAUUGAACAAGUUUUAGUUUUCGACAAAAUAGUACUACAUUGACAUGAGUUUUUUUUUUGAAUUGUUCCUAUUUUUCGUAAUUUUUGGUUUUGUAAAACUAUUUGUUUCAUUAACUUUGAUAAGAGAAAGAACAAAAAGACAAAAUUGGUCAAAUAAAUAAAGACAAAAAUAGGAUAAAAUAAUAUUAUUCUAUAAGUACAAACAUGCUAAAUUUUUGGUCUACAUUUCCAAAUGAAAAAAUAUACUAACUAAGUGUUCAACUAUCCUCUCUCCCCUCUCGGUUUCUGUUUCUAUAAAUACGGUCUUAACUCUUGAGUUGCAGCAUAGCAUAAUUAAAUUUUGAAAAGAAAAAAAAACAGAAGAAAGAGAGAAACCAUGACUAUUAGCUUAAGGUUUAUUAUAGCUGCUGGUCUUAUUCUUUUCCUUUCUCGAUAUGCUACAGGUAAUUUUUCUUUAAAAAAUAUUUGAUAUAUAUAUGUGUGUGUAUAUGAUAUUUCACAUGUAUAAAUAAUUCAUUUAUUUUGCCAGGUGAAGCCAUGAUGAGAAUCCCACUCAAAAGUACGAAAACUUUGUGGAACAAGGACGAUGUAACUUUAACAAAUGUUAAUGACAAUACUUACUUCGGGCAAAUUAUGGUAGGAACUCCGGGUCAGCCUUUCAACGUGUUGUUUGACACCGGGAGUUUCGACCUGUGGGUUCCUUCUUUAAAAUGGCCUAAACCGGGAAGCAAAAGGUAUAGAUCAAGCGCAUCAAAAACUUAUAAACCCGAUGGUAAGCUGCAUAAUAUUCCGUAAAUACGAUUAUCGUGUAAUAUUUUAUGCAUGUAUAGUUAUAUAUAAUCGGUGGGUUUUGUGUCUGUGAAUUUUAAACCUAUCUGCUAUAUAUAUGUACAGGGAAGAAAACAGAAGUCAGAUACGGAACAGGUUCUCUGAAGGGGUUCAUGAGCAACGAUGCGGUAGAGAUAGGCGGGUUACGCAUCAAGCAGCAAGCGUUCAUCGAGGCAACUGAAGCUCCGGGUAGACGGAUUUACGAAAGGCCAUGGGAUGGCAUAUUUGGACUUUCAGGCCUAUCCAAAUCGACCAUCACAGGAGCUCGUCCCAUCUGGAGAACGAAGAUGGAUGAAGGAGUGGUUACAAAGAAAGUGUUCUCGAUAUGGCUUCGACGGUACAGUGAUUCUGCUGAAGAUGGUGGGGAGAUAGUCUUUGGAGGUAUAGACCAAGAGCACUUCACGGGAGCUCAUACCUACGUUCAUGCUGAAGGGCUGCUUAACAAAUUUAUGAUGUACUCCUUUUUUGUGGGCAAAAUUGACACGAAAGUUUGCUCCAAGGGAUGCAAAGUUGUUGUGGAUACGGGGAGUACAUACAUUCGUGGUCCACCGAAUUUGAUCGUCAAGAUUAAUAAGCAAAUCGGAGUAGCAGCAGACUGCUCUAAUUAUGACAAGCUGUCUGAAGUUAUAAGUUUCACAAUAGCUGCAAAGACUUUUACCCUCACACCACGCGAUGUAAGUUGCCAGAGACAAUACACAUAUAUAUUACUACUAUUCUUCCUUUCACUAUUCUUUUUACUUAUUUUCUAUAAAAUAUCCUAGUACAUUGAGAGAAAGAAUGGGAAAUGCAAGAGUGUAUUCUCGGAUGCCGUAACUGAUUUCUGGUAAGUUUUUCAUAUUUAAUCUUUAGUAUAUAUCUUUAACUUUGUCCUUUUUUUUAAAGAAAAACUCUUUACAAUUAUUUAUGUGGUUUUUGAUUGUAUAGGCAACUUGGUACGCCAUUCAUUCGAGCAUUUCAUACUGUUUGGGACUACCAGACUCCCGGAACUGUUAAAGUUGGAUUCGCCAAAUCCAAAUAAUUUAUUUUAUUAUCUCCUAUCCUCUGAUGGUAUACUCAAUAAUUUAUUAAUUAAAAUAGAAAAAGAAAUAUCGGCAAUAUUUCUGUUGUAGUUUCUUUUCGGUUGUUAAAUCAAGAGAUGUAUGAACUUAUUAUAAACUACUUACAAGAGAGUAUAACUAUUGCUAUUAUUAUGCUGCGUGGCAAUUGCGACUAGAGUUUAAUCCGACUAAAUUACACUUAACUUCUUUCAUUAUUAAUCCUGGACAUUAGUUACUUGUAUGAUCAUUUAUUAUUUCGAGUAAAUCACUCGAUCUCAAUUAAUUUAUGAUUGCUUUAACCAGUUUUUAUCUUCAUUUCUUUACACUCAACAAACUAACUUAACCCUGCUUUUAAAAUAAAGAUACAGUGAUUCAGAAAGGAAAAAAAAACUACUAUGUAUAGUAAAUUUUGAAAUGAUAAAUAAACAUGCCACGUAGAAACAUGCAACAAUUUCACGGAAAAACCAUCCAAGUUGGUAUACACAAUUUAUAUCAUACAUGAGAUCACAAGAACAAUUUAUAUAAUUCAAUCUACUUUUCCGUCUGCAGUUAAAGUUUUGAAAUGAGAAAAUAAGUUCUUGUGGACUCGGGGAGUUCCGACAUAUAUUUUACUUCUAUAUUUACAAUAUUUUUUUUUUAUAUUUUACUUCUAUAUUUACAGUAAUUAACUAACU
This is a messenger RNA of Brassica napus (rape), 2966 nucleotides long. Its product is annotated as aspartic proteinase A1-like. Lineage: Eukaryota; Viridiplantae; Streptophyta; Magnoliopsida; Brassicales; Brassicaceae. The record is from RefSeq and is a predicted model, not a curated record. The coding region runs from base 1369 to 2016 and encodes 215 amino acids. Gene Ontology annotation, biological process: proteolysis. The transcript is spliced from 2 exons. Gene Ontology annotation, molecular function: aspartic-type endopeptidase activity.